UCUAAAAUGGCUCUUGUAUUCUCUUCGUAACAAAAGAUUUGGGAAGGGAGUUAAUGUAAUACUAAUAAAAAAGGACGAAUUGCUCAAGUAAAGAAUGUUAACCAGAUUUUACAUUUAACAAAACAAAACUAUAAUUUGAAAAAAAAAUCCAGUACUUCUGCUGCAAAAACAGCUGUUCUUGAAAUGAACAUCAUUUAUCAUCUUUUUUAGUUUGAAAUUUCCAACAAUAUUAAAUAUAAUGUUUUUUAGAACUAAGUUUUUGUGUCGUAUUAAAUAGAGUUGUUCAUGUUUUUAGUAUAACACAAGCUUGGUCAUGUGACCAGUUUCCACAACACAAUCAACUCUUCAACUUUGCCUGUGAAGACUGUCGGUGAAUGCGGCAGUGCGAGUGGUAGAGUGGUAGAGUUAUAGUAGUGGGUGGCGGCGAGGACAACUUUAUACAGACUUUGACAAAACUUGUAGUUUUCUGUAAACGUUCUCAGCGAAGUGUGCAGGUCUGCUUUCGUUUUGGGAUUUUAAAGAAAAGAGAGGGAAAGGUAAAGGGUGAGAGUCAGUGAGAGUGAAAAGUUUUUUUUAUUCUUGGAGUAUUGUCACUCUAGAAUCUACAAGAUCUGCUAUUGUUUUUUAUUCGUUUUGUGAAGGCUGACAACGAUGGAUGGGUGCCAGUCUUGAGGAUCAAAGAAUCUGAGAUUGUUGAUAUUCGGACAAUAUGACAUCAAAGGAAAGCUAACUGCUUGAGUGGGGAACAGAGACACAACAUUCUCGUCAUGGCUCAGUACGUCUUCGCCCGCCGCGGAUAUAACGGCAUCACCCGAGUCGACAUGGAAGACUAUUUUGACGAUGUGGAGCUGGAGAGUCUGUAUCAGUGGGUGGACAGAGUGCCCUUGUCCCGGCCCAAGAAAAACAUCGGAAAGGACUUCUCAGAUGGAG
Messenger RNA from Aplysia californica (California sea hare), 930 nucleotides. RefSeq names its product sperm flagellar protein 1. Gene Ontology annotation, cellular component: axoneme. Gene Ontology annotation, molecular function: microtubule binding. Gene Ontology annotation, biological process: regulation of cytoskeleton organization. Lineage: Eukaryota; Metazoa; Mollusca; Gastropoda; Aplysiida; Aplysiidae. The record is from RefSeq and is a predicted model, not a curated record.